This is a messenger RNA of Centruroides sculpturatus (bark scorpion), 3744 nucleotides long. It is a transcript of the gene IntS6, whose product is annotated as integrator complex subunit 6-like. The transcript is spliced from 15 exons. The record is from RefSeq and is a predicted model, not a curated record. Gene Ontology annotation, biological process: snRNA 3'-end processing. The coding region runs from base 305 to 2992 and encodes 895 amino acids. Gene Ontology annotation, cellular component: integrator complex. Lineage: Eukaryota; Metazoa; Arthropoda; Arachnida; Scorpiones; Buthidae.
CGUAUAUCAAGCGUCUCUCUUACUUGUUACGCCAAUAGACAGACGACGUCGCGCUUUACGUAUCCAUCCGUCCAAUCGUUCUUCGAGACGCCCGUGACGACGGGCAUUACGUAAUUCGAAUCGCCCUUAAACGGUCCAACGAGCGAUGCCGUUACGGUUCGUCCAGUCACGUGGUACGACCUGGUAAGUUGCAGCGAUCGUCUGCCGAGUCGCCAUGUCAGAAAGGAAGGGGGAAGGUGGUGGACGUCGAACGAGUCAAAACAGAUAGGUCCGAUGUUUACUUAGAUAUAAAAAAGGUGCCAUCAUGACGAUUAUAUUGUUCCUCGUAGACACAAGUGCAUCAAUGAAUCAACGCACAUAUUUAGGUGCUAGGCCAACAUUGUUGGACGUAGCUAAAGACGCGGUUGAAAAAUUCAUCAAGAUUAGACAAAGAGAUUCGGCAAGUCGGGGGGAUCGGUAUAUGCUCCUUACAUUCGAAGAGCCACCAUCGAAUAUUAAGGCUGGAUGGAAAGAAAGUCAUGCAACUUUCAUGUCGGAACUCAAAAACUUGCAAUGUUAUGGGAUGACGAUGUUAGGGGCUGCAUUAAAACAUGCUUUUGAUUUGUUGAAUAUCAAUCGCAUGCAGACAGGAAUCGAUACUUAUGGUCAAGGAAGAUGUCCUUUUUAUCUAGAACCGUCCAUUAUUGUAGUCAUAACUGAUGGAGGAAAACUUACCACCAUACAUGGAGUUCAAGAUGAGUUAAAUCUACCAAUGCAUUCAUCUGUCCAAGGUUCCGAACUAACAAAAGAGCCGUUUCGAUGGGAUCAGAGAUUAUUCUCGUUAGUUCUUAGAUUAACCGGUACGCCACCGGUCGAAAGGGAUCCAAAUUCCGUUGUUCCACCCGAUACUUCGCCUAUUGAUGCCAUGUGUGAAGUUACUGGCGGUCGAUCAUAUGCAAUAACAUCGCAAAGAAUGCUAAUGCAAUGUUUGGAAUCUCUAGUUCAAAAAAUACAAGGUGGAGUUGUUAUUUUUUUCGAGAAAAUUGGGCCCGAUCCGCCUCCAAUAAACAAUGAAGAGAAUAACCAAGAUGAAAAGAAUAAGUUAUCACAACAGAAUCACUGCAUACCUAAUAAUAACCAAAAUGGAACUAUAACGCCUUCAGGAAUGCCAAAUAAUUCUGUUAGUCAUACCGCGUGGCAGAGCUGUCGGAAGCUGAUAUAUGUACAAAGAUCGGCACAGAAGGGUUACUCUGUAGGAUAUUGGCCUAUUCCGGAAUCAUUUUGGCCCGAUAUGAAUAGUCCUGCAUUACCUCCAAGAAAUGCACAUCCAGUCGUAAAAUUUACAUGUACUAAUAAUGAACCAAUGGUUAUUGAUAAUUUACCAUUCGAUAAGUAUGAAUUAGAACCAAGCCCUUUAACGCAAUACAUUUUAUCUCGUAAACAACCUACAGUCGCUUGGCAGGUAUUCAUUAGCAACAGUCAUAAAAGCACUGAAAUAGGACAUACAUUUGGUUAUUUAAAAGCUAGUACCAGUCUGACUUGUGUUAAUUUAUUUGUGCUUCCUUACAAUUAUCCUAUUCUUUUGCCACUUCUUGAUGAAUUAUUUAAAGUUCAUCGAUGUAAACCUACCCGAGAAUGGAAAAUUCAGUUUGACAAUUAUUUGAAAAAUAUGCCCCUUUACUAUGCUGGUCCAUUGAAAAGAGCUUUACAACGAAUGGGAGCACCAAAUUUAGUACCUGACAGCAUGGAGAAUUGCUUAAGUUAUAGUGUAUUGAACUACCUCAAAAGAUUAAAAAAUCAAGCAAAAGCAGAAUUUGAAAAAUUGAUAAGUUCAGUUGGGACUGGAAAACCAUUGACACCAGAAGGUAUCCGUGUAAAUCCUAUUGGCAGAUCAAUGGGACCUGCAGUGAAAUUAUCAGAAAUAAGUUUAACAUCAAAUCCGGCAAUCGUCGAAAGAUUUAGUAAUUAUAAAUCUGAAUUAAAUGAUUUCACUGGCUUUAUGCUUGGAAUUAAAGAUAAGGAAAUCAAGACGGAAAGCUAUCGUAAUCCAUUUGACAUUUCACGUCGCACGUUAUUAGAUCAGAUAGCUCGAAUGAGAGCAAAUUAUUUACAGUCUUCAGUUAAUCAUACUCGAAUACAAGAUGAUGAUCAGUUACAUAGCUUACCAGUUAGUCAAAUGGGUAACUAUCAGGAAUAUUUAAAACGGAUGCCGACGCCGCUUCGUGAGAUUGAAUCAACGCCAGUUCGACAGCACAUGUUCGGAAAUCCAUUUAAGAUAGAAAAGAGGAUGAUGGUUGAUGAAGCAGAUAUUGACCCAGUGGGCGGUGGUGGAUCUCCAACUCGCGGCCAGAAAAGACCUGUAGAUUCUCCUACUGGUUUUCCACGUUCCAAAAGAAAACCAGGACCUCUGCCACGUGAAUUUAGACUUUGGAGGCCACACAGUCCUAGUCCGACUUCAAAUAUGAAUUUGCAAAAUUCUCUCUCUCCUCAACCGACAUCAAAUGGUCCCGAAGAUAUAGAAUUAUUAUUUGAAUCAAAAGGAAGAAUGAAUAUACAAUCAAACCAAACUAAUGAAGGAAAUGAUUCCCCGUGGGAUAUUCAUAAUUCAUCAAAUAGAAUAUUACUCAAUCAUGUAAAUUCAAGACCUACUUCCAAUCACAUAGAUGGGUGGAAUAUAAAUAAUGAUGUUACAAGUUUAGAUUCUGACGAUUUAGAACAAAAUGAAAAUUUCUUUAGAGACUGGUCCAUGAGAGCUGAAAUUGUUCGUAUUAGAGCUGAAAUAUUUAAAGAAAUUAGAAGGCCUGGAAGAAAUUUCGAAAAGUUGUUCCAGAGGUUACAAACAUUUCAAGGGAACAUGGCCACGAGAAUAUUUAUGGUGAGAGAAGUGAUACAAGAAGCGGGACGUUUUAAACGGAAAACGCUUAUAAAACUCCUGGAAGAUUAUGAACAGAAACUGUUACAGGGAGAGAACGAAGAAGUGUUACACGUUCCAGUGUCGAAUGUCCCCAGGUAGUCGAAAGGGAACGAGACGAAAUCUCGGACUUCCAUUUGCAGUACUUCCUACCACGCCAAUUGCCGGAUCGAACGAUUAUCACAAAGGUUUGGAGAAACGACACUGUGAUACCAACCAGUAUUUGUUUGGAAACAAGUACGAUAAGAAGAAUUGUUUUUUGUUAACCGAACAUAUCUUCGUCAUCGUUUGUACCCAUUGCGACGGGUGGACCAACAUUCUUAGGAUGAAUCUUUGCAAUACGGUUUGCAGUCGACGUCGCCCGAUCCUCUCGUUCGGAACGGAGCGGAAAGAAUCAGAAUAUCGGAACUCUGACAUUCGAAUGUAUAUAGGUUUCAUUUGGACAUCAUCGACUUCAGAAUUUUAUCUCAUUUCAUUUCAUAAGGUGCUCAGAAGUUUUAAUGAAUGAUCAUAUCGGAGUCAAUAAAAAUGUACAGAAAAAUAUUUAAAUGUUUAAAUUUGGUUUCAAAGUGCAAUUCAUAUACAGUAUUGUAUGUGCGAUGCAUCAGGACACUGUUUCGUGCCAAGACAAACCAAUAUACAGAAUCUUUUACAUUUAUCGAGACAUUUAUGUAAAACAGAGCAAUAUUUUAUUGUCCAUCUUUCCAGCGAAACAAUUUUAUAGCUUCCAAACUGAAUCGAAGGUAAAAAAAAAAGCACCGCUGAUGAAUGUGCUGAUGUUACAUACCGUCAUUGUAAAUAUGAGUACAGAUGUUUUUCGAUAGAACAACUAGAAAUAAAUUUUGUUAAAUAUA